This is a messenger RNA of Haliotis rubra (blacklip abalone), 2689 nucleotides long. RefSeq names its product serine/threonine-protein phosphatase 6 regulatory ankyrin repeat subunit C-like. The record is from RefSeq and is a predicted model, not a curated record. Gene Ontology annotation, molecular function: aspartic-type endopeptidase activity; protein binding. Gene Ontology annotation, biological process: proteolysis. NCBI's taxonomy places the organism in Eukaryota, Metazoa, Mollusca, Gastropoda, Lepetellida, Haliotidae. The coding region runs from base 40 to 2586 and encodes 848 amino acids. The transcript has a single exon.
AGAAACAAGACUCAAAACACAGCUAUUCAUUUUGCAUGCAUGAAUGGAUAUACAGAGCUUGUGAAAACACUCAUACCGCAUCUUGGUGAUAGAUGGAACACAAAAGGUGAACACUCGCGAACAACACUCAUGAUGGCAGCUUACCAUGGUAACAGUCCACUGUACCACUAUCUCACCAAUAACAGAAAGGCUGAUCUGACUGGUGUUGAUGAUUAUGGUAACACUGUGCUACAUUUGGCAUGUGAGGGUGGUUACCUAGCAAUUGUUAGCCAUAUCAUUUCCAGUAAACUGUUCGAUAUUAACCGUGUUGGACAGUAUGGAAAGCCUCCGUUGAUGAUAGCUGCUUUCAAGGGUCACAGAGAUGUGUUUCAAUUGCUUCUCUCACAGAAUUGCCACCUAUCCACAGAACAUUUCAGUAUGGCGGAGACACUACUCUCCGGGCAUAUAAACAAUUCCAAACAUUUGACAGAAUUUCUGCAGGCUCGAGAGCAUGGCGGCAAAUUUAGGGCAAAACCCUGUAGAAAUGAUGCAUCACCACUUCGGACAUGUCUAGAAAACAAAGGAUCGAGUAUGUUACUUGUGGAUGAGAUUGGACUGACCCUGCUUCAUACUGCGGCCGAGACUGGCAAUUUGGACCUUGCAGUCUUCCUUCUGUCAAAGGGAAAGGUUGACAUCAACACCAGAGAUGCUAAGGGAAGAACACCGGUUAUGUUGGCAGCAGCCAAAGGGCACUAUCCAAUGUUUGACUUUCUUGUAGACAAAAACUGUGACUUGUCACUAAAGGAUCAUCAAUCAAGUGGAAUCCUUCACUUUGCAAGCAAAGGUGGAAACGUGGAGAUCAUACAGUUAUUGGCAAAGCACAAUGUGAAUGGGGAAAGUACUUGCAGAAAAACGCCACUAUCAUAUUCUGCUAAGAAGGGGCAUAAAGAAAUAUUUGAGAUACUUUUAGACAGAGGAGCAGAUAUAUCAGUUAUUGACAUUGCUAAAAACACUCUGUUACAUCUUGCCUCUGAGGGUGGAAACCUGCUUAUUGUGGAAGAUAUUUUAGCAUUUCCUGGCCUUGACAUCAAUGCUGUGAACAGUGGAAGGAGAACACCGCUGUUGGUGGCAGCAUAUAACGAACACACAGAUAUAUGUGGACGCCUGCUGUCUGCUGGUGCUGAUGUAAACAUCCGGGACUGUGACGGAAAUGACGUCAUACUCAUCGCUGCUAUGACAGGUAAUCGUCAGCUUGCCGUUCAGCAACUGUCCCUGAAGAAAACACGCAGUUGUCACGGCGAUAAACGUGGGAAAACAGCUCUAAUGUGGGCAGCAGAGAAAGGUGACCCGGAGAUGUUUGAUCUUUUGCUCACAAGGUCCAAUAUGUCUGACAUGGACGAAGACCAUAACAAUGUCCUUCAUUAUGCCUGUAUUGGAGGCAAUGCAGAUAUUGUAAGAAACAUCAUCCAGGGCAAUAAAAUAAACAUUACUUGCAGAAGUCAUAAGUUGGAAACCCCAGUGACAUUAGCAGCAAAGAAGGGACACGAGAGAACAUUUGAGUUCCUUGUUCAAAACGGGAUUGACUUGACAGAACUGUCCGUCACUCACCGUAACAUACUUCAUCACGCUUCUUCUGGUGGCAGUGUACCUAUUGUGGAGUAUCUUCUCUCAGACCAAAAAACAGACAUUAACAGUAGAAAUGAACUUCACAUGACUCCAGUGAUGUGUGCUGUUGAAAUGGGACAUAAGACGUUGUUUGACUAUCUUGUGAGUAAAAAUUGUGAUUUGACACAAAGUGACGUUUGGGGCAACAACAUUCUUCACAUCGCAUGCCGUGGUGGAUAUGUUACAAUUGUGGAUGACAUAAUUCAUCUGGGUCUGUCUGACAUUGAUUGUAGAGGACAAAAUAGGAAGACCCCAGUUCUGUGGGCAGCUGAGAUGGGACAUAAAAGUGUGUUCGACCUCCUUGUACACACUGGAUGUGAUCUUACCAUCUCAGAUGAGGAUCGUGACACUAUCCUCCAUAAGGCCUGUUAUGGGGGUAAUGUGGACAUCAUUGAGUACGUUGUUUCUUGCAACAUUGUCAACAUGAACAGAAGAAAUAAUUUUGAAAAGACCCCUGUGAUGUGUGCGGUAGAGAAAGGACAAAAACGAGUAUUCGACCGUCUUGUCAGGAAAGGAUGUGACCUGAACUUAAAAUAUAUUAACGGUGAUAACAUCCUUCACAGGGCAUGUUUUGGAGGUGAUUUAGACAUCAUAGAGUACAUUCUUUCACAUCAAAUUGUGGACGUCAACAGCAGAGAUCAUUUGGGGAGGACAGCGGUGAUGUGGGCAGCCCAGAAUGGACACAGACACAUCUUUGACCUGCUUGUGUACAAAGGUUCCGACGUAUCUGCCCUGCCCAAAUAUGGUCAUGGUGACACUCUGCUUCACAAUGCUUGUAGUGGAGGUAAUGCAGAGAUUGUCGAGUACGUCGUAUCGUGUAAUGUGGUAGACAUUAACAGCUGUGGUUGGUUUGGGAGGACACCACUUGACAUAGCUAAACACCUAAACCACGAGGCAGUCGUUGACGUGUUGGUGCGUUGUGGCGCUUCUUCCAAGCAUUAAUAGGAUGACAGUGGGAUGUGUCAAUGCGUCCUUUACUGUAAAGAUCUUGAGGAAUUAGUAAAGUUGUAACCUCCAGGCUAACCACGAGGUUCGCCCGAUGUUA